CAACACCGCGCGACCGGCGGAAAGGAAAGGAGAAGACAUGAACCAGCAGCAGCAACAGCAGCAGCUCGGCGAUGGAAGGCGACACGACGAUGACGCAGUGCUGGCGGAAUUCCUCUCUUCCUUGAUGGAUUACACUCCCACGAUUCCCGAUGAAUUGGUGGAGCAUUUCUUGGGGAAAAGCGGAUUUCAUUCUCCCGACGUUAGAUUAAUCAGAUUGGUUGCCGUUGCUACUCAGAAGUUUGUAGCUGAUGUUGCCAGUGAUGCUCUGCAGCAUUGCAAAGCACGCUCAGCAGCAGUAGUUAAGGACAAAAGGGAUAAGCAGGCAAAGGACAAGAGGCUCGUCUUGACAAUGGAGGACCUUUCGAGGGCUCUGCGUGAGUAUGGUGUUAAUGCCAAGCAUCAAGAAUAUUUUGCUGAUAGCCCUUCAACUGGAAUGGAUCCUGCUUCAAGAGAAGAGUAAGAGCCUAGUGCAGAUUCGUUCUCCCUCUUUACCUUGCCUAUUCAUGAUUGGUAGUUUAUCCGCUCUCCCUCGUUCUCUUGUCAAAUGUUUGCCUAUCCAGUGAUUUCCUCCUGUACUUCUGUUAUGACUGAAAACCAAUCAAGUGUAACAGCAAGAACCAUUGGCACCUUUGCAGCAUGUUUACUCUCAUCCGGCAGUCCUUCACAUGUUAAUGAAUGAGCACUGUAAAUACUGAUUAUGGUUUCUUAACGGUUCAACGCCUGAUAAACUUUGGAUACUGAACUUCUCACUUCUCCAGUUCGAUCUGGUUUUUACGACAUUGGCAAAUAUGUAAAUUAUAGCUCCUAAGUUCUCUAAUGUUACAUUGUGGUUGAUGUGUUGGGACAAAUUUUGUGGUAGAACCGGACAGUCGGCUGGUUUUCUAACAUAUAUGAAAAUGACAAGCAUGGAAAUUUA
This is a messenger RNA of Linum tenue, 916 nucleotides long. Lineage: Eukaryota; Viridiplantae; Streptophyta; Magnoliopsida; Malpighiales; Linaceae. The record is from the annotation of a GenBank genome assembly.